Paraglomus brasilianum is the source of this 218-nucleotide messenger RNA. The record is from the annotation of a GenBank genome assembly. NCBI's taxonomy places the organism in Eukaryota, Fungi, Glomeromycota, Glomeromycetes, Paraglomerales, Paraglomeraceae.
AUGUCUUCAACGAAUACCCCAAUCGCACUCGCUAUCGCUACUCCUGCACCAUCUUCAUCCGCAUCGUCUCCCCCCUCUUCAACUCCGCCUACUUCUUCGUCCUCCGCUCUUCUUCAGCGGAGAAAGUCAGUACGGUUCAGCAGAUUUGAGAAAGUAUAUUAUACCCAUUCUCCUGUUGACUACGAUCGGUCCUCUAUCUUGACAACGCUCAAGGAGGA